Molecule: messenger RNA, 366 nt
Organism: Laccaria bicolor S238N-H82
Lineage: Eukaryota; Fungi; Basidiomycota; Agaricomycetes; Agaricales; Hydnangiaceae
Exons: 2
Coding region: 1-366 (121 amino acids)
Source: RefSeq, a predicted model, not a curated record
AUGCAUGUUCCCGGUUGUUACGUGAUGCAAGUUCAAACAACAGCUUACACAUUCACAACACUCCCUCCCCUCCGAACCACCAAUGACGACGAGCGUGCUGCAUCUUCUCCCCUUUCUCAGCCACUGGCCACCAGCGAUUCCAUCCGAGCUCCAGUCGGCCGUCUGCUCACGGGGGCGUACUGUUUCCCUCUCUCGACCGCAGCGAGUCUGGCCUUCAAUCAGCUCGUACAACCUACAUCGCGAUUUCAGCUGACUCUUCACGCGCUGUUGCCUCUUCAAAAUCCUAAUACCGCUGCUGAGGGAAGGGAAAAGGCGGUCAAGGUCCCAAGUGACGGCAGUGUUAGUCUGAACCAGCAGUUGGUCUGA